Molecule: messenger RNA, 639 nt
Organism: Stegodyphus dumicola
Lineage: Eukaryota; Metazoa; Arthropoda; Arachnida; Araneae; Eresidae
Source: RefSeq, a predicted model, not a curated record
AUGAGCGAUUUGCCGUCUAGUCGCGUUUCGCCUGCUCCUGCGUUUUUGCGCUGUGGAGUGGAUUACGCAGGUCCUUUUCAAAUUAAAGCAAAUAAGGGUCGAGGCUCUAGGUCAUUCAAGGCAUAUAUAGCUCUAUUUGUUUGUUUUACGACAAGAGCUAUUCACCUAGAAUUAGUGACUGAUCUUUCAGCAGAUGCUUUUAUUGCAGCUCUUAAGAGGUUCAUUUCCCGCAGAGGCAAAAGCAGUGAUAUAUAUAGCGAUUGUGGUUCCAAUUUUGUUGGAGCAAAACGCAAACUGAUGGAAUUUGAAAGGCUUGCUAGGUCUGCAACUUAUAACCAAAAUGUUAGCAGAUAUUUGGUUGAUAAUGGCAUUAAAUGGCAUCUAAACGUUCCAGGUGCGCCACAUAUGGGUGGACUCUGGGAAGCUGGCAUAAAAUCAACAAAAUACCAUUUAAAACGAGUAGUUGGUGAGGCGAGAUUGACAUAUGAAGAAUUUGAAACAUUUCUCACACAAAUAGAAGCUUGUCUUAAUUCGCGACCUUUAACAAGUUUGUCUAAUGAUCCAAAUGACUUGUCAGCAUUAACGCCUGGUCAUUUUCUUAUUGCCUGUUUCAACUUCCGUGUCACGGUUGCAGUUUAA